AUGACUACAAUCGUUAUCGACGUUUGGUCUCCUUUCUUCAAGAUGUCUCGGUACCGAGAAUGGGAUCUAUCUUGCAAAGUGUACGUAGGAAAUCUCGGCACAAACGCAUCUAAAUAUGAAAUUGAGAAAGUCUUUUCAAAAUAUGGAAGCAUUAGAAAUGUGUGGGUGGCGAGAAAUCCGCCCGGUUUUGCGUUUGUUGAAUAUGAGGACCCAAGAGACGCCGAAGAUUCAGUACGAGGUUUAGAUGGCACACGUUGUUGCGGAACAAGAAUUCGUGUUGAGAUGAGCAACGGCAGGACACGAAGGGAUCGCAGGUCCAUUUUAUCAACCAACCACCAACACACCAACGACCUCACCACAUCUCUACACCACAACUACGGCUUCUUUACCAAUAAGACAUCCGCGACCGUCGCUCGCAACACCCCGCUCUGCGAUCGGCUCUCCAAAUUACUACGCGCAGCUGAAGCCUUCGUCAACUGCGUCCCUCCCCUCCUCUUAACAGCCAUCACCUAG
Molecule: messenger RNA, 513 nt
Organism: Danaus chrysippus (African queen)
Lineage: Eukaryota; Metazoa; Arthropoda; Insecta; Lepidoptera; Nymphalidae
Source: the annotation of a GenBank genome assembly